Molecule: messenger RNA, 1575 nt
Organism: Platichthys flesus (European flounder)
Lineage: Eukaryota; Metazoa; Chordata; Actinopteri; Pleuronectiformes; Pleuronectidae
Gene: tsfm
Product: Ts translation elongation factor, mitochondrial
Exons: 6
Coding region: 100-1041 (313 amino acids)
Biological process (GO): mitochondrial translational elongation
Cellular component (GO): mitochondrial matrix
Molecular function (GO): translation elongation factor activity; protein binding
Source: RefSeq, a predicted model, not a curated record
CCCGCACAUCGUCUUGUUUGUCCCUUCCCGGCAUCCUGACACAGCGUGGAUUUCAAUGACACUGAUCUUACAUGAGCCCGUUCACUUACACAGGGUGUGAUGAUGUCGUUAACCUUUCUAUUCAGAACAGCAGCUCGUGAUGUUACAAAGGUCAGUCUGGGCCAACAUGUCCAGUCCCUACACAGCAGCUGUCAGCUCCUGGCUGUGGACAAAGCCCUCCUGAUGAAAUUGAGGAAAAACACCGGCUACACUUUCAUUAACUGCAAGAAAGCACUGGAGAAGUUUGACAAUGACACAGCACAGGCAGAGACCUGGCUGCACGAGCAGGCUCAGAAGGAGGGCUGGAGCAAAGCAAACAAACUGGAGGGCCGCAGAGCCAAAGAGGGUCUGAUCGGUCUGUUUAUAAGAGAUAAAGCUGCAGUUAUGGUUGAGGUGAACUGCGAGACAGACUUCGUUGCUCGAAAUGAGAAGUUCCAGCAGCUGGUUAAAGAUGUGGCAUUUGCCGCCUUGGCUCACCAUCUGAAUAAAACCAAAAGCCAGACAGGAUUUAUCAAAAGUGUCCUGCCAGGAGAAGAGUUGAGUAAACUCAGUGCAAAUGAAGGAGCUUCACUUGGGGACCAGGUGGCUCUAACCAUAGGUCGCCUUGGUGAGAACAUGUCGGUGAAACGGGCGGUGACGGUUGGUGUCCCUGCUGAGUGGCACAUCGGGUCGUAUGUGCACGGCGGUGUGAGCAGCCAGACUGAGGUGGCCAUGGGGAGGUAUGGCGCCCUGAUCGUGUUCCAGGGUGGAAAGGAGGCGGAGCGUGAAACUUUAGGUCGGAAGCUGGGACAGCACAUAGUGGGAGAGGCCCCUGUGUCCCUGGGCAACAUGGAUGACCUGUCCUGCGGGGAAAGCGAGACACGUCUGCUGCCUCAGACCUUCCAGGGAGACCCUAGCAGGACAGUAGCACAGUUCCUCAGGGGUCAACAGGCUCGGGUGUUAGACUUUGUCAGAUUUCAGUGUGGAGAGGCAGGAGAGGCCGCCAGUGAGAAAACAGAAUGAGAGGAAAGAAAUUAUUUAUCCAAUAGGAUUUGUCCUGUGUCUUUUUUUCAUAUGUCAAUUUACCAUGAAACAUUCAGACAGUCACAGAUUAUGCAUUUAAAAGAACUACAACCAUUGUAACAUGUUCAUCAAUAAAAUGUUUUUAAUGAAAAUGUUUAUUAUCUUUUUAAAUCAGUGAACUCUGCUUUCAUUAUUUUGUCCAUAUGAACUUCUAAAUCAAACAACUCUCUGGGAUGUCCUCUUCAUAUUUUGUAUCUGAGGUUGAUUUCUCCGUACUUGUAUUUGCAGAUAAAUUUGAAAGAGAUGUCGCUAAGAUGUAAGGUUGUGAUGAGUUUAUGGGUCCAGCUUGUUUGAUACUCUUCAUACAAAUUACAAAAUUAGUUAUUUUGAGCCAAGGUGACAGAAGUACCUAAGGUAAACACUUGUUAAUGCACUGUGCAUAAAAAAAGUGUUGUGCAUGAACGAACGCAAAAGAUGAACUUAACGCAACUCGAUGACAAAUAAUGAUUUUAAACGGUGAACAAGUUCAUAUUG